AUGGAAGUGAAUGUUGAUAACGAUGGAAUCAUAUAUGUUUGUGAUCAUGAGGCGCAUGAAGAAGCACGCUACAAACAAGUUGAGACUGUUGGAACAGUCGUAGCAGGUGGCAAAGGAAAAGGUGUCCAUCUCAAUCAGCUCAGUCAUCCAACCUGUAUUUUCGUAGAUAAAGAUCAUUCAGUAUAUGUUUCGGGUUGGGGCAAUCAUCGAGUAGUCAAAUGGGAGAAAAAUGCAACAAAAGGUAUACUUAUUGCAGGUGGUAAUGGCUAUAGCAGAGAUCCUAUGGCACUAGCAGAUCCAUUUGAAGUGUUUGUAGAUGAAUCAGACAUUGUCUAUGCUGUUGAUUGGAGAAAACAUCCUGUAGUGUGCUCGCCCAAAGGAGAUACACAAGGUAGUGUUAUUAUUGGCGAAGGCAAAGACGGCAAUGGAUCCAAUCAAUUCUAUCAUCCUAUGGAUAUAGCAUUCGAUAGGCAAGGCAAUCUCUAUAUUAGCGAUUGUACUAACCAUAGAUUACAAAAAUUUAAUAGAAAUAAAAAUAAUAUUUAA
Molecule: messenger RNA, 546 nt
Organism: Rotaria socialis
Lineage: Eukaryota; Metazoa; Rotifera; Eurotatoria; Philodinida; Philodinidae
Source: the annotation of a GenBank genome assembly